Arthroderma uncinatum is the source of this 1521-nucleotide messenger RNA. RefSeq names its product endochitinase. Bases 1 to 1521 code for a protein of 506 amino acids. Lineage: Eukaryota; Fungi; Ascomycota; Eurotiomycetes; Onygenales; Arthrodermataceae. Gene Ontology annotation, molecular function: chitin binding; chitinase activity. The transcript is spliced from 6 exons. The record is from RefSeq and is a predicted model, not a curated record. Gene Ontology annotation, biological process: chitin catabolic process; carbohydrate metabolic process. Gene Ontology annotation, cellular component: extracellular region.
AUGUAUUCGAGGAGGGGGAAGCGAGGUUGGCCGAGACGCCGGACAUCUUGGGCCAACAGGUGUGCCAUCGUGGCCCUCGGCGUAAUUGUGCUGACGGCCCUCACGCUAUCCUCUCUCGGACCCAAGGCAGCGCCUGUAGGGCCAGAAUACAGAUUCAGUCCUCACGGCCGUAGCAUCCCUUUCGCUCGGCGUACGCAUGGCGAUGCGGCCCCGCGAAAGGGCGCGGAGGCCGCUGGUGGUUUCCGCUCCGCCGUAUAUUUUGUCAACUGGGCAAUCUACGCCCGCAAGUACUCGCCACAGGAUCUGCCUGUGGAUAAACUGACGCACGUCCUCUACGCGUUUGCGGGGGUCAAUCCGUCGAGCGGGGAGGUGAGCCUCACGGACAGCUGGUCAGACGUCGAGAAGCAUUUCCCGGGCGACUCGUGGGACGAUGCCAGUAGCGGAAACAACGUGUACGGCUGCGUCAAGCAGCUGUUCCUCCUUAAGCAGAAGAACCGGAAUCUCAAGGUACUCCUCUCCGUCGGGGGAUGGGCCGACUCCCGCAACUUCGUCUGCCCAGCUAGCUCGGACGCGGGCAGAGCCAGGUUUGCAAAGAGCGUGGCCGCGCUGGUCCUUGACCUCGGCUUCGACGGCAGGUCCCCCCACCCUCCCUCCGUGAUAUGCGGCGCUGACUCUCCCCUCCAGGCGUGGACAUCGACUGGGAAUACCCGGAGGGUAGGUGUCCCCACCGCCAGGGACCUUGUGCGGCUGCUCGGCGCAGUUAGGAAGGCCCUCGACGGCGCCGGAUCCCGUGGUCGUCGAUUCCUUCUUACGGCAGCAGUUCCCGCCGGCCCGGAGAACUUCAAGAAGCUUCUGCUGUCGGAGAUGGCUCCGCUCCUCGACUUUUUUAACCUGAUGGCGUACGACUACGCGGGGAACUGGCCCGGAUCGGCGGUGGCUGGCCACCAGGCUAACCUGAAACGCUCGGCGGGCAGGCCAGGGUCGACGCCGUUCUCGUCGUCCGCCGCGGUAGACUACUACAUCCGCCAGGGCGGGGUUCCGCCGUCCAAGAUAGUCCUCGGUAUGCCGCUGUACGGCAGGGCAUUCGCCAACACGGACGGACCGGGCUCCCGGUUCCGCGGCAGCGGCGACGGAUACAGCUGGGAGAAGGGGGUUUGGGACUACAAGGUCCUCCCGCGACCGGGGGCCAGAGAGUACAUGGAAUCAGCGUCCAGCGGAGGGGCGGGCGCGUCCUGGAGCUACGACGCCGGCCGGCGUCUGAUGGUUUCCUACGACACGGCGCCGAUGGUGGCGGAGAAGGCCCGGUACAUCGUGGACGCGGGGCUCGGCGGCGCGAUGUGGUGGGAGGCGAGCGGUGAUAGGGGCGGGCGUAACGGCACGGCGGCCGACGGGAGCCUAAUCGCAACAUAUGUAGAAUACGUCCUGUCAAGACAAUCUAAGGGGCUCGAGAACGUUAACAACGUGCUGGAAUUCCCCGAGAGUCGGUACGCGAACCUGAAUGCCGGGUUUCCCAACGGGUGA